AUGGAUAACGAGAUCAUAAUCCCGAUUUCAAACAAAUUCGAUGUCCUUAGAGGAUAUGAAACCGAGAAGCCGGACAUUAUCCCUGCGAUUGCUCAAUGGGCUACGUCUGCAAUCGAACCAGAAAGCCCAACCGCGAGCACUCAAGAUGUCACACCUUUACCUUGGACAGAGAUCACAACCACACCCCCGUCCGAACCAGAUAUUACAACAACGACAACUCAACAUAUGACAACUACAACCGUACCAGAAACCGGGAUCCUACCAUCCCCAACAUCACCGCCUAACGCCAUAACUACAAACCAUAAAGCAGAAUCCACCUCCUCAACCUCAACAAUCAACCCCAUAGCCCUCGCGCGCGCUCGAGCCGCGAAACUACCUUCCUGGGACGUAUGCGCGCACCCUUACGACCCUACGGAUCCCGACGGUUUGAAAAUCAUCUACGACCCCGAACGUCCGCUCUGGACGGUCAAAGACGAGAAGCGCUCCCGAGCAAGGGUUGAACGGUGGUUAGACGCCGUAGUAAUGGGGCAUGACAGAAUGGAAGGCGUGAUGGGCGGGUUGCUAGGGCGGGUUUUGAAUGACAGGGCGUGGCGAGAGGUGGAUCGGAUCACGAGAGAGGAUUGCGGGAAGGCGGAACAGGAGGAGUAUGAGAGGAUAGGUCGGAACUGGUGUUGGGUUUGUGAGGAGUGGGAGGAUGCGAGGGAGAAGAGGGGGUGGAUGGAGCGCGGGUGGAGUGGGAAGUGGGUUGAGGUUGAGGGGCAUAGGGAUGAGUUGUGGGUUAAGAAGAGUGAGUGGGGGUGUGAGGAGGUGGAGAGGGUGCAGAUUAUUAGGGGGGGUUGGUGA
Molecule: messenger RNA, 843 nt
Organism: Glarea lozoyensis ATCC 20868
Lineage: Eukaryota; Fungi; Ascomycota; Leotiomycetes; Helotiales; Helotiaceae
Exons: 2
Coding region: 1-843 (280 amino acids)
Source: RefSeq, a predicted model, not a curated record